GCCUGGCCAGAUAAGAGGUUUUGGGCGGGCAGUCUGCAUUUUUUUCAAGCUCUCAUUAUGCUGCACCAGUAUCUCCAGAUGCUGUUCCCAGGGAAUUAAGCUGCUUUCUAUUUAAAACUGCAAAGAGCAAUGGAGAGUUUAGGCAAAGACCAUGCUUAUUCGGACUCUUCCCUGCCACCCUCUGCAGCCCGUGAGGAGUAUGCUGUGCCAGAUGUCAUCAUCACCCACCGCUUGAGGGACCGGGAGCUGCUCCGGAAAAGAAAAGCAGAAGCCCAGGAGAAAGACUCAAUUCAGUGGGUCCUGAGGGAGCAGGAGAAGAACAAACGGCAAAGGAGAGGCAGAGGAGCCAGGCGAGGACGGGGCCACCAGCUGGCAGUGGAGCCCAGCCCGGAGCCAGAACCAGAGCCGGACCCUCAGCUUGACCCACAGGAGGAGGCUGAGCCAGCGCCCUCCAAGCUGGCACUGCCUGAGCCACUGCAUCAAGAACAGCCGCCCGUGCUCGUGUGCACCCUCCCGCCCCCCCCGGUGCGGCUACAGGAGGCCGCCGUGCGGAGCUGGGCAGGAGGGCUGCAGAAGUGCAGCUUCUGCUGGGAUGACUGGGUCGCAGUCACAGCCAGGGGCCUGGCAAAGCGGCCUCGGGGCAGGAGGGAAAGUCCUCCGCCCCAUGCCCAACUCUUCACCCCUGUGAAAUCCCCUGGCAGGGAGCAGGAGAAGAACAAACGGCAAAGGAGAGGCAGAGGAGCCAGGCGAGGACGGGGCCACCAGCUGGCAGUGGAGCCCAGCCCGGAGCCAGAACCAGAGCCGGACCCUCAGCUUGACCCACAGGAGGAGGCUGAGCCAGCGCCCUCCAAGCUGGCACUGCCUGAGCCACUGCAUCAAGAACAGCCGCCCGUGCUGACCAUGCAGGACCUGGUCAGUGGGAUGCAACCGGGAGUGGCGGAGGGGGAGCUGGCAGCCAGGAGCCAGGAUCCUGCAGGUGAAGAGGAGGUGCUGAAACCAGCAGAAGCAGAACUACCAGAAGCUUUGAAUACUCCUCUGGAAAAUGACCACCAGGAUAAUGAAUACAGCACACACGUUCUAUUUUAAUUUUGUUUGGUUUUUUUUUUUAAUGUUUUGACUCCUGCCUGACAAACUCUGAUAAGUACUGCAGAGUGAUUUUGACCAGCUCCUUCCUUGUCAGUAAUAAAGCCCACACUCUCC
This is a messenger RNA of Aptenodytes forsteri (emperor penguin), 1200 nucleotides long. RefSeq names its product hemogen (gene HEMGN). Gene Ontology annotation, cellular component: nucleoplasm. The transcript is spliced from 4 exons. The record is from RefSeq and is a predicted model, not a curated record. NCBI's taxonomy places the organism in Eukaryota, Metazoa, Chordata, Aves, Sphenisciformes, Spheniscidae. Bases 130 to 1086 code for a protein of 318 amino acids. Gene Ontology annotation, biological process: cell differentiation; regulation of osteoblast differentiation.